AUGGCACUUCAAUGCUUCACAUGGACUACAGAACUCUUGGGUUCAUUAUUCAAUAUCAUAUGUAAAGAUGAAGAAGAUCUUGCAGAAACUUUCGGACGUUUGCCAGAUUGUCUCAUCAUUGAUGUUCUGAGUAGACUUCCAUUAGAUUGCCUUGUUAGAUUUCAAAGGGAUUGUAGGGAUUUGAGAGCUUUGAUCUCAACACACGAUUUUGCCACCGUACAUCUCAGUAGAGCUAGACCCAUGCUGCUCAUACAUGAUUUUGUCAAGAGUACCAAGAACGGGCAGCAACUAUAUGUGUUUGGUACUGAACAUCUUAAUGGGAAGAAUGUGUUCAGGAAACUUCAUCUCAGACCUGAGCUUAUGAUCAAUAAUAAACGCUGGGAAAAACCCCCAAUUCUUCAAUACUCUUGUCAAGGAGUUCUUCUGUUUGUUGAUCGCAUGUGGCCUAUUUAUUAUGCUUUGAACCCGAUAACACAAGAGGAAGUAACCAUAAAAAAUACACCAGUCCCCGGAAAAUCAUGUGCUCUUUAUUUUUGUCCAUUAACAAGACAAUUCAAACUUCUUUAUGCACAGGCACGAGGCAGUUUGUGUCAGUAUUUUGUAUACAUGUUCAAGACACGGACGUGGAGGAAAAUCCAUUCAUCGUCCACCUUCAACUUUUUGCCAUAUCUUAACUCUCACGCAGUUGUUAAUGGAGCAUUGCAUUGGAUCAUGUAUGCUGAUUUUGAAAAAGAAGGGAUUCCUCCUUGUGCAAAUGGAAUCAUGGUAUUUAGAAUGGAUAAGGAAGAACUCUCCGCUAUGCCUCAUCCUGGAAGUGUGUGUACCUCAAAGAAAGUGCAUACAACUAUGACUCUUUUAGUGAAGGAAAACUGUUUGUCUUUCUGUCACUUGCUUGUCUCUGAGUAUGCAGUGGAUAUAUGGAUCUUGGAGGACUAUAAAAUGAGGACAUGGAACAAAAGGUACAAGGUUAAUCUCUUUGAUAAGAAAAUUUUUCCUUUUAGUUUGCCUUACACUCGGCCCGGGUCGACAUCUAUAGACGUGUAUUGGUGGAUAAAGCUUAUUAAUAUCCAAGGCGGUGAACUUCUCUUUUACUUGUGCGAUAGAGGUUUAUUUUCUUAUAAUUUAGAUCAUAAAACUGUGAAGAUAUUUGAAUUACCGCAACAAAAAGAGUCAUAUGCUUGUAGGACUUAUAUAGAGAGCCUGCUGGCAAUAACUUAA
Nicotiana tabacum (common tobacco) is the source of this 1218-nucleotide messenger RNA. RefSeq lists its product as uncharacterized. The record is from RefSeq and is a predicted model, not a curated record. NCBI's taxonomy places the organism in Eukaryota, Viridiplantae, Streptophyta, Magnoliopsida, Solanales, Solanaceae.